CACAUGACCUUUGAGGAACGUGGGCGUGUUUGGCUUUGCACACCCCCUUGAACGAUGUCAAAGCCUCAGUCCCCUGGGGGUUUCUCUCGGCUUUUUAAAUUAAGGGACUCUUCUGGGACGCCUAAUGACCCAUCACAUGCACUACCCCGCCCUGUUCCCGAUAUCCAGGUCACUCCUCCAACGGCGGGCGGAACAGCUCGCAGAGAUCAUGAUAGAUACGAGGAAUCUCGUGUUGGGCUUCCUACUACCACAAUCAAUAGUAGCUCGAGAGCUAAGCCUUUUUGGGGACACAUCAUGCCUAAGCUGCCGUGGAGGAAUGCCGAUCGACCGGGCACAUCCAACCACAGACAAUCUGCGCCCCUUCAGCCAUCCCCUACCGGUUUGCCUGUAUCUCCUCCCCGUUCCAAAAGGAACACCAACACACCCAGCGAACGCACCAUCCAUGACAAUGCUGGUGACAGAAGGAAAACAAUCAUCAAGGCCACGAAGAUUGUCCUACAGACUGCUGCCUCUGCCCUUAAGUUCUCUCCCAUUCCAAAUCUCGACCAGAUACCGAAUAUGCUCCUAGCAUGGCUCCAAAUUUAUGAGACCAUUGCCGACAAUGACGAAAAUCUUAAAGAAUUGGAUGGUGAGGUUCGGAAAGCUCGUGAAACGAUCUUCCAACCUCUUCAAUUAUGGAACGGCCCGAUUCCUCCCGAAAUAGAUGACCUGAUACGACAGUUCACCUUCAAUUAGAAAAAAUCCAAUCACUGGAACGUCGAAAACUUGCCAAGAAAGUCAUCCAAGCAACUGAGACCGCGCAAGAAAUAAGCAACGUUGCUGCGACAACACU
Cantharellus anzutake is the source of this 832-nucleotide messenger RNA. RefSeq lists its product as uncharacterized. NCBI's taxonomy places the organism in Eukaryota, Fungi, Basidiomycota, Agaricomycetes, Cantharellales, Hydnaceae. The transcript has 4 exons. The record is from RefSeq and is a predicted model, not a curated record. Bases 55 to 735 code for a protein of 226 amino acids.